This is a messenger RNA of Antechinus flavipes (yellow-footed antechinus), 6137 nucleotides long. RefSeq names its product zinc finger protein 142 (gene ZNF142). The record is from RefSeq and is a predicted model, not a curated record. The transcript is spliced from 10 exons. Bases 193 to 5742 code for a protein of 1849 amino acids. Gene Ontology annotation, cellular component: nucleus. Gene Ontology annotation, biological process: regulation of gene expression. Lineage: Eukaryota; Metazoa; Chordata; Mammalia; Dasyuromorphia; Dasyuridae. Gene Ontology annotation, molecular function: zinc ion binding.
GGCCGGAGGCGGGCGCCCACAGGGAGCCUGACGGGGCUGCUCCUUCCUCCGCUGACCAUAGAGAUGCGCCUCCCGCCGGCCCCCGACCCUGAGAUGAGAAAACCAAGCACCUAAGAAGCUAAAUGGCUUGUUCAAGGUCACACAGUUGGCUUGUUAGCAUCUCAAGGAAAUGCAGCAUCUCUGUGGGAGGUGAUGACUGAUACUGUAUUGGGCCCACAACAAGGGAACAGCAGUAAGGAAAUGGAUGGGCUAUGCCCUCAACUGUUGCUACUGCCCCUACCCCUCCCUGACCGUGGUGUCCCAGGGUCAGUUCAGAGCCCUUCCUACUCUGAGACCCUCACACCUCUACCUACCAACUCAAAUUGCCUGCUUGUGGAAGCCACAGCAACAGAGGACAGUGCGGGAAGCAUGGAAAUCUUUGUGGAAGCUGUCACGGGAGACUUGUCUCAAAGUGCCCCUGGAGAGACCCCAGGUGUUCUGGUGAAGGUGGUGAAGCUGUAUUUUUGUGAAGGCUGUGAGCAGAGCUUUCCUGAGCCCGCAUUGCUGGCCCUGCACCAUUGUCCCAAGACUCUCUUGCAGUCCAAGGGCAGCCUAUCUAGUUCCCAGCAGUCUGCAGAACUGAAUCCUGGGGAUUCUAGCCUCCCCAAUCCCUUACAGGGGCACAAUCCACUAAAUGAAAAUCCCCUGCCAUGCCCAGUGUGUGGGCAAGAAUUUGCCCAGCCACAGGCACUGAAAAGCCACUUCAAGAGCCAUCAGGUUCCCCCUGAGGCCUUCUCCUGUUUUGAGCCAGGAUGCGAGUUCUUGACUAGAGAACGCAAGGAGCUACAGAACCACCUACAGCAGGCCCACAGUUUGGUCCCAGUGCCCUGUUCCUUUCGUGCCUGCCCCUUACUCUUUGGGAGCCAACAUGGCAUGGAACUUCACCGCCGCUCCCACUACCCCUUCCAGUGCAGCUACUGCAACUACAUGGGCUCGAAUGUCAAACUGUUCUGUCAGCACCAGCGGAAUCACCUGCCUGGGGCUCACAGAGAGCCAGCUCCUAGUCAGGGCCCCUCUUCUCAGGCGAUGCAGCCAGCAACUGAGAGGUCCUCUGAAGAAGGGAGACUUCCCAAAGGAACGAGUAGCUUCCUGCCAAGCAGCAAACCAGGGGAAGAGGAGGAGAAGAAAGAAGAACAUGGAAGUGAUCUUCUCUCUCCUGAGGGAAAGGAAGAAGAGAAGAAACAAGGAAAAGCUGAGAGUGAAGACCAGGGCGGGAGCAGCAAGAAAGUCCAAAAGACCCGCAAAGGUGCUCGUCAAUUCAAAGGAGAUGUGGCUGCUGGCUCUGAGUCCUUGUUCAAGACUCACAUGUGCCCAGAAUGCAAGCGUUGCUUCAAGAAGCGGACGCAUCUGGUGGAGCAUCUCCACCUGCACUUCCCAGAUCCCAGCCUCCAGUGUCCCAACUGCCAGAAGUUCUUCACCAGUAAGAGCAAGCUCAAAAUUCACUUGCUUCGAGAGCUAGGUGAGAAGGCUCACCGCUGUCCCCUGUGCCACUACCGGGCCGUGGAGAAGAACGCGCUGAACCGGCACAUGGCGAGCAUGCAUGAGGACAUCUCUAACUUCUACUCAGAUGUGUAUGCGUGCCCGGUGUGCCGUGAGGAGUUCCGCCUCAGCCAGGCUCUCAAGGAGCACCUGAAGAGCCAUGCCGCCGAGCCCACCCGCCUCCACUGCUUCCAGGAAGGCUGCAGCCAUGCUGCCCCCGACCGCAAGGCCUUCAUCCGGCACCUCAAGGAGGCCCAUGGGGUGCGGGCUGUGGAGUGCCGCCAUCACGCCUGCCCCAUGCUCUUUGCCACGGCUGAAGCCAUGGAGGCUCACCGUAAAAGCCACUACGCAUUCCACUGCCCACACUGCGACUUUGCCUGCUCCAACAAGCACUUAUUUCGCAAGCAUAAGAAGCAGGGACACCCUGGCAGUGAGGAACUGCGCUGUGCAUUCUGCCCCUUCGCUACCUUCAACCCUGUGGCCUACCAAGACCAUGUGGGCAAGAUGCAUGCCCAUGAGAAGAUCCACCAGUGUCCUGAGUGCAAUUUUGCUACUGCUCACAAGAGAGUGCUCAUCCGCCACACGCUGUUGCAUACUGGAGAGAAACCUCACAAGUGUGAGCUGUGUGACUUCACCUGCCGAGAUGUGAGCUACCUCUCCAAACACAUGCUGACCCACUCCAACACCAAGGACUACAUGUGCACCGAGUGUGGCUAUGUCACCAAGUGGAAACACUACCUCAGUGUGCACAUGCGCAAGCACGCCGGUGACCUCAGGUACCAGUGCAAUCAGUGUUCCUACCGCUGCCACCGGGCUGACCAACUGAGCAGUCACAAGCUGCGCCACCAGGGCAAGUCCCUCAUGUGCGAAGUGUGUGCGUUUGCCUGCAAACGCAAAUAUGAGCUGCAGAAGCACAUGGCCUCGCAGCACCGCCCGGGCGCGCCAGCCCCCCUGUACCCCUGCCGCUACUGCAGCUACCAGAGCCGCCACAAGCAGGCCCUGCUGAGCCACGAGAACUGCAAGCACACCCGCUUACGAGAGUUCCGCUGUGCCCUCUGCGACUACCGCACUUUCAGCAACACCACGCUUUUCUUCCAUAAGCGCAAGGCCCACGGCUACGUGCCAGGGGACCAGGCUUGGCCGCACCGGUGCGCCGGCCAAGAGCAGGAGGCUGCUGAGCAAGGCCCAGCUGCCCUGCCCGCCCCGGAGGCCCCAAGCCAGCCCUCCCCCCGGGAGGAGGCGCAGUGCCCGCAGCCUGCAACGUCCGUCAAGCCCAGCUUGGGCCGGGCAUUGUCCCCGAUUUGCGUGGAGAAGGGAGAAGGAAAAGAAGGCGAGCCCAGUGCCCCCCAUGGGGAUAACUUUGUGGGGCAGUCUCCCAGCCCUGCAGAGGUGGACGAGGAAGGCUGCACCUUGCACCUGGAGGCACUAAGCGUCGAGUUGGAGCCCGCUGCUGCGCCUGCCCCCAGUGAAAUUACAGAGACUCCCCAUAUGGAAUAUGGGGAUUUGGGCACAUCCGAAGCCUUGGGCUCAGAGGAGCCAGAUGGCCCAUUGGAGGGUCUGCCUGACUUUGAGGAAGAGCCAGAUCUCCAGAAUGGUGGUCAUUCUGGCCUGGGGGCUGGAGGGGCACCUCUGCUAGAGAUGCCAGCUCCUGAUUCUCUUAGAAAUCCCUCAUCCUCAGAUGACCCCUCUGAGAACUUCAAGGAGCCCUUUGAGCCACUUGUAUCCCCUGGGGUGCCAGCCCCAUCCCAGAUCCCACAGUCAGAAUCGGUGCUUAAAGCGCUAAGAAAACGGGACAAAGAACAGGCAGAGACUCUGGUGCUGGAGGGACGGGUGCAGAUGCUGGUGGUCCAGGGAGAGGGACAGGCCUUCCGCUGUCCGCACUGCCCUUUUGUCACCCGUCGGGAAAAGGCUCUGGGACUCCACGCCAAGAUGGGGUGUCAGGGCCGCCGGGAACCGCUCCUCUGUUCCGAAUGUGGGGCCAGCUUCAAGCAGCAGCGUGGGCUCAACACCCACCUCCUCAAGAAGUGCCCCGUCCUGCUCAAAAAGAAGAAGCCUGCGCUCCAACCCAGUUCCCCUGCCCUUGCGGACCCUCGGCCUGCCAUCCCUGUGGCCUUGGAGAGCGUAACCGAGGAGCUGGCUGGCCCUGCCGCCUGGGCUGUGGCUUCCGCUGAGCCCCCCGUGUCGCCCCCGUCAGACUCGCCAGCCCCGGCACAGGAAUGUCUCACAGCCCAGGGCUCCCCUGAGAAGUUCCACUUUGAGCAGGGCAAGUUCCAUUGCCGGGCUUGCCCAUUCCUCUGUUCCCGGCUCUCAUCCAUUACUUCCCACGUCACCGAGGGUUGCCGGAGCCAAAGCUGGGGCAGCAAGCGCACCGUCUGUCAAACCGAGCCCAGCCCCAGCAGUGAGGAAAGGAGCACGCCAGAGAGUGAGCAGGGCGGGCCGGGCCUGGCCCGGGAGGACUGUGCCCAGGACCCCCAGAAGGGGCCCCGCUUCUCCUGCCCCACCUGCCCUUUCAGCUGCAGGCAGGAGCGGGCGCUGAGGACGCACCAGGCCCGGGGCUGCCCCUGCACGGACCCCACGGAGCUGCGCUGCAGCCUCUGCCCCUUCACUGCGCGAGCCCCGGCCGCUCUGCGGCUCCACCAGAAGCGGCGACACCGGUCGGUCCCUGUGCCCGCCCCCGCCCGCGGUCCCCGCCCCCUCUUGCAGUGUCAGGAUUGCAGCUUUACCUGCAAGCAGAGCCGGUGCCUACAGCAGCACCGGCGGCUGAAGCACGAAGGGGUGAAGCCCCACCAGUGCCCCUUCUGCGAGUUCUCCACCACGCGGCGCUACCGCCUGGAAGCGCACCAGUCUCGGCACACGGGAGUGGGCCGCAUCCCCUGCGGCUCCUGCCCCCAGACUUUUGGCACCAACUCCAAGCUGCGCCUGCACAGGCUCAGGGUCCACGACAAGACGCCCACCCACUUUUGCCCCCUCUGCGACUACAGCGGCUACUUGCAGCACGACAUCACCCGCCACAUUAACAGCUGCCACCAGGGCACGCCGGCCUUUGCCUGUCCGCAGUGCGAAGCCCACUUCAGCUCGGAGACGGCGCUGAAGCAGCACGCCCUGCGGCGACACCCGGAGCCCGCGCCUCUGGCCCCGGGCUCCCCGGCCCAGGCCCCGGAGGGCCCCCUGCACUGUCCUCACUGCGGCCUCUCGUGCCCCAGCCCCGCCAGCCUGCGGUGCCACACGCGCAAACAGCACCCCCGGCUGGAGUGCAGCGCCUGCCAGGAGGCCUUCUCCAGCCGGGGGGCCCUGGAGGAGCAUCGGCGGCAGCAGCACUUCAGCCACCGCUGCCACCUGUGCAGCUUCGCGGCUCGGGAGCGGGCGGGGCUCGUGAGACACUACCUGGAGCAGCACGAGGGCGGCGGGGCGGCCGGGGACGGGGCGGCCGAGGGGCCCCCCCUGCGCUGCCCCUUCUGUGACUUUGGCUGCCGCCACCAGCUGGUCCUAGACCACCACGUGAAGGGGCACGGGGGGACGCGGCUGUACAAGUGCACCGACUGCGCGUACAGCACCAAGAACAGGCAGAAGAUCACGUGGCACAGCCGCAUCCACACCGGGGAAAAGCCGUACCGCUGCCAUCUCUGCCCCUACGCCUGCGCCGACCCCUCCCGCCUCAAGUACCACAUGCGGAUCCACAAAGAGGAGCGGAAGUAUCUGUGUCCCGAGUGUGGCUACAAAUGCAAGUGGGUAAACCAGCUCAAAUAUCACAUGACUAAGCACACAGGACUGAAGCCGUACCAGUGUCCCGAGUGUGAGUAUUGCACAAACCGAGCAGAUGCACUCCGCGUGCACCAGGAGACUCGGCAUCAGGAGGCCCGGGCAUUCAUGUGUGAGCAGUGUGGCAAGGCCUUCAAGACGAGGUUUCUGCUACGCACCCACCUUCGGAAACACAGCGAGGACAAGCCUUACGUGUGCAACGUGUGCCACCGCGCCUUCCGCUGGGCUGCCGGCCUGCGGCACCACGCCCUCACCCACACCGACCGCCACCCCUUCUUCUGCCGCCUCUGCAGCUACAAGGCCAAGCAGAAGUUUCAGGUGGUCAAGCAUGUCAGGAGGCACCACCCCGACCAGACUGAUCCCAGCCAGAGCGUGGGCAAAGACCCCACCACCCCCACAGUGCAUCUUCAUGAUGUGCAGCUUGAGGAUCCUGUUCCCCUAGCUCCGGCUGCACCUGAAGGCUGAUUCAGACUUCUCCCAAGUCAUGCAUCAAGGGGCAAGGGCUUGGACCCGAUCUACUGGUACUGAGAGGAGGCGAGGAAUUGCUGGGUUUUAUCACCUCCUGGAGGCUGGGCGCCCUCCUGGGACUGUGCAUAGGGUACCAUGAAAUGUAUAGCUGGGUAAAAAUGACUGAUCAGAGUAUGACUCUUGUCAUACUUGGGGUGUUUUUAGUGCUCAGGAUCCCUAAGAUUUCCUGUAGAAAUCCCAAAUUCAGGGGUUUGGAUUUUAUUAAUUCUUUAAAGGCCUUUUCUUCUUACUUGUCAUGUCUUUCUCUAUUCCAUCAUCGUGAAGAUAUCUUUAUUAAGCAUCUAAUGGCAUAUACUUUGUACAAAGCAACUUAAACAGGAUGUGAUCUCUAA